UGGUGUGAGGCUGAGCUGCACCGCGCUGCACGUCCAUGUUCGGCAUAGCCGGGACCAGCUCAUAAAGGGUCAACAGCGGCCGAGACCCGGACAGCUGACGUCACAGGUGAGACGAGGGUGUUGACGUCACAGAGUGGGGUCACAGACUGUGAUCCUGGCUUUGUUCAUUGUUUCAUCGUCCCGUGACAUUGAGUGACUAAGGUCCAUUCUCAUUUGCUCUGUGUCCCAGGGGAAGGCUCCUGGCCUUCCCCACUGUGUCUUUUGUUUUGGAAAGGCCAAAUAUGGCGGACCCAAUAAUGGACCUGUUUGAUGACCCAAACCUAUUUGGGUUGGAUUCCCUAACUAGUGACUCAUUUACCAGAGAUGGACCAGAUACUAUGGAUGAAGCUCUUGGCUUAGGCAAUGUUCUAGAGCCUCUAGAACAGCUUGUAACAGUCAGAGGACCUGAACAAGCAAUUCCAGAUGUGAAUGAGCAGCGAAUACAACCUCAUGUGCUGCCACAGAAUCCUGUUCCUAUUCUUCAACCAGAACUGGUGCUUCCUUCUCAAUUAACCAUCAGUCAGGAACCUCUAAAUCAAGGAAACCCUUUUAUGGGCACCCCGUUGACUGUAACUACCGCAGCAACUACAACAGCAGCUCCUUCUGCACCUAAAAUUAUGAUUUUAAAGGCGCCACCAGGGAUGACGGUUAGUGGUGUCCCUGUGUCACAAAUCCAAACUCUGACUACUGGACAGACAGCUAAUGGAGGCAAAGUGACUAUUGCUAAGGUGCUUACAGGAACCCAGCUGAGACCUGGCGUAUCAAUUGUAUCUGGAAAUACAGUACUAGCCAAAGUUCCAAGUCCAGCGGGACAACCUGGUGCAAUCAGACCCGUUCGGCAGUUAUUGCUACAACCAAUGCGCACAUCAGCAACUUCGGCUGGUAUUGAUGGCAACACAGGCAUCAAACCCGCAGUCACCUUGACAUCCGCUCCUCAGCAGGGGGAAUCAAAACGCAUCACGCUUGUUCUUCAACAGCCUACCCAGGCAGGCACAGGAGCUCAACAAGGCCAGCGUCAUGUGGUACUGGGUGGUUUGCCAGGGAAGAUUGUUUUUCAAGGGAACCAACUGGCUGCUUUGACACAAGCCAAGAAUCAACAUGGACAACCUACCAAGGUAGUGACUAUACAGCUGCAGGUUCAGCAGCAGCCAGGAGGAACAGCACAAACCCCACAGAAGUUUCACAUUGUACAGCAGGGACCAGGUGGUCUGACUCUAGCACCCAGCCCCCAGCAAACACAUGUGAUCGGUCACCAAGGAGCUCAGAGGCUUUCGGUACCUCUGAAAGUUGUCUUACAGCCACAGGCGGGCUCCUCACAAGGCACAACACAAAGUCUGUCAGUGGUAAAAGUUUUGAACGCCAGUGAAGUUGCGAGUCUCACAGCUAACCAAACUUUGGUUAAACUUGGAGGAGAAUCUCGUAAGCUUGAUAGUCAGAAGAAACAGGAAAAAGCCAAUCGUAUUGUGGCUGAGGCCAUUGCCAGGGCUAGAGCUAGAGGGGAGCAGAAUAUUCCUCGUGUUCUGAAUGAAGAUGAGCUUCCAAGUGUCCAUGCCGAUGAUGAUGAUGCAAGUAGGAAGAAGAAGAAGAAAAAGAGGGGUGAACCGGGUCAUGGCUUAUGUACUGAUAAGUCUAAAAAAUCCAAGGGGAGCAGCAGCUCAAGAUCCAAGAGCAAAUCGAAGCCUAGUACAAUCACUCCAAUUGUUGGGAAGAAGAGGAAGCGCAACCCAUCAUCUGAUAAUUCUGAGGCAGAAGUGCUACCAUCUCAGGCUUCUCCAGUAGAGGAUGAAGAUAGUGUUCAGAAGAGACGAUCCAAUCGACAAGUGAAACGUAAGAAAUACACUGAGGAUCUAGACAUUAAAAUUACUGAUGAUGAAGAUGAUGAGGAAGUUGAUGUUACUGGUCCAGUAAAGUGUGAACCAGUCCUUUUGCCUGGGCCUUUUCCAAUGCCUGAUGGCGAGAUGGUUCCCUCCAUGCAGUUCUUUGUGGAAAAUCCAAGUGAAGAAGAUGCUGCAAUUGUGGAUAAAAUACUUUCUAUGCGCACGGUUAAGAAGGAGCUACCCACGGGGAUCUAUAUUGAUGCAGAAGAAUAUUUUGUCAAGUAUAAGAAUUACUCCUAUUUGCACUGUGAGUGGGCCACCAUUCAGCAGCUUGAGAAAGACAAGCGCAUCCACCAAAAGCUCAAGAGGUUUAAAACCAAGAUGGCUCAAAUGCGUCAUUUCCUCCCAGAGGAUGAAGAGUCCUUUAACCCAGACUAUGUUGAAGUGGAUCGAAUCCUGGAUGAAUCGCAUAGUAUUGAUAAGGACAAUGGGGAACCUGUGGUGUAUUAUCUUGUGAAGUGGUGCUCGCUGCCCUAUGAAGACAGCACCUGGGAGCUUAAAGAGGAUGUAGAUGAAGGGAAGAUUGAUGAGUUUAAAAUAACUGAGUCCCGACUGCCGAAUCUCAAGCGUGUGGCACGACCUGCAGCUACUUCAUGGAAGAAGUUAGACCUGACCCGGGAAUACAGAAACAGUAACCAGUUAAGGGAAUACCAGUUGGAGGGGGUCAAUUGGCUACUGUUCAAUUGGUACAACAGGCAGAACUGUAUUCUGGCUGAUGAAAUGGGUUUGGGCAAGACCAUCCAGUCUAUCACAUUUCUGCAGGAAUUGCAUAAUGUUGGGGUACAAGGUCCUUUCUUAGUAAUUGCUCCUCUUUCCACUAUUACCAACUGGGAAAGGGAAUUCGCCAGCUGGACUCAAAUGAACACCAUUGUGUACCAUGGCAGCCUGGCCAGCCGACAAAUGAUCCAACAGUACGAGAUGUAUUGCAAGGACUCUAAGGGUCGUCUCAUUCCUGGAGCCUACAAGUUUGAUGCUUUAAUCACAACUUUUGAGAUGGUGCUUUCCGAUUGCCCUGAGCUACGUGAAAUUGAAUGGCGUUGCGUCAUUAUUGAUGAAGCUCAUCGUCUGAAGAACAGAAACUGUAAACUGUUGGACAGUUUGAAGCACAUGGAUCUAGAGCAUAAGGUCCUCUUGACUGGGACACCAUUACAGAAUACUGUGGAGGAGCUGUUCAGUCUGUUACAUUUUCUGGAGCCUAGUCAGUUUGCCUCCGAAGCAGAAUUUCUGAAGGAUUUUGGAGACCUGAAAACUGAGGAGCAGGUGCAAAAGCUUCAAGCCAUCUUAAAGCCUAUGAUGCUAAGAAGGCUAAAGGAAGAUGUGGAGAAGAAUCUUGCACCCAAACAAGAGACCAUCAUCGAAGUGGAAUUAACGAACAUUCAGAAGAAAUAUUAUAGGGCCAUUCUGGAAAAGAACUUUUCUUUUCUUACUAAGGGGGCUAGUCAGACCAACACUCCCAAUUUGCUUAAUACCAUGAUGGAGCUUCGCAAGUGCUGCAACCAUCCCUAUCUCAUCACUGGAGCGGAAGAAAAGAUCAUGUCUGACUUCCGAGAAGCGACACCAGUGAUUCCUCUUGACUUCCACUUGCAAGCAAUGGUGCGCUCCUCUGGCAAAUUAGUUCUAAUAGACAAACUUCUACCCAAACUUAAAGCUGGAGGGCAUAAAGUUCUCAUCUUUUCCCAAAUGGUGCGGUGCUUGGAUAUAUUGGAGGAUUAUCUCAUUCAGAAAAGGUAUCUUUAUGAACGAAUUGAUGGUAGAGUCCGUGGUAAUAUGCGCCAAGCAGCAAUAGAUCGUUUCAGCCGUCCAGACUCUGAUCGGUUUGUGUUCUUGCUGUGUACACGGGCUGGCGGGCUGGGGAUUAACCUCACUGCUGCAGACACCUGUAUCAUCUUUGACUCUGACUGGAAUCCUCAGAAUGACCUUCAGGCACAAGCACGUUGUCACCGGAUUGGUCAGAGCAAGGCUGUUAAGAUUUACCGACUGAUCACCAGAAACUCCUAUGAAAGAGAGAUGUUUGACAAGGCCAGCUUAAAGUUAGGACUGGACAAAGCUGUUCUGCAGUCUAUGAGUGGACGGGACAAUCAAUUGAGUGGGCCUAUCCAGCAGUUUACCAAGAAAGAGAUUGAAGACUUGCUACGGAAAGGUGCUUAUGCAGCCAUCAUGGAUGAAGAUGAUGAAGGCUCCAAGUUUUGCGAGGAAGAUAUUGAUCAAAUUUUAUUGAGGAGAACUACCACCAUAACAAUAGAGUCUGAAGGAAAAGGUUCCACUUUCUCCAAGGCAAGUUUUGUCGCAUCUGAAAACAGGACAGACAUUUCAUUGGAUGAUCCUAACUUUUGGCAAAAAUGGGCAAAAAAAGCUGAUUUAGAUCUAGUUCUGCUUAACAGUAAGAACACACUGGUGAUAGACACACCCCGUAUCAGGAAACAGACUCGACACUUCAGUAAUAAGGAUGAUGAUAUGGUAGAAUUUUCAGAUCUAGAAAGUGAUGAUGAUGACCGUCCACGAGCUCGACGACAUGAUCGCAAAAAUGGUUAUGGUCGUACAGACUGCUUCAGAGUAGAGAAGCACCUUCUUGUCUAUGGAUGGGGUCGGUGGCGUGACAUAUUAAACCAUGGCCGCUUCAAACGAGGUAUGACAGAACGGGAUGUGGAGAAAAUCUGCAGAGCCAUCUUAGUUUAUUGUCUAUUGCACUAUCGGGGCGAUGAGAACAUUAAAAGCUUUAUUUGGGACCUGAUCAGUCCUGCAGAGAAUGGCAAAACCAAGCAGCUGCAAAACCACUCAGGUCUUUCUAUUCCUGUACCUCGUGGACGCAAGGGCAAAAAAGUAAAGUCUCAGAGCAGCUUUGAUAUACACAAAGCAGACUGGAUUCGUAAAUACAACCCUGACACUCUGUUUCAAGAUGAGGGUUACAAGAAGCAUUUAAAGCACCAAUGCAACAAGGUUCUGCUGCGGGUACGGAUGUUAUAUUAUCUCCGGCAGGAAGUGAUUGGAAGCCAUGCAAUGAAGGUGCUUGGAGGAGUUGAUGCCAGGGAGAUUGACUUAUGGGUCCCACAAGUUGAUCAAGCAGACUUACCAGCUCUUUGGUGGGACAGAGAGGCGGACAAGUCUUUACUUAUUGGAGUCUUUAAACAUGGGUAUGAGAAGUACAAUACUAUGCGUGCAGAUCCUUGUCUUUGCUUCCUAGAGAAGGUGGGUGGGCCAGAUGAGCAGGCAAUUGCUGCAGAGCACCAUGCACAGGAUUAUGUGGAGCUGCCAGAGGGCGGAGAUUUUGAUAGGGAUGUUGAAGAUCCUGAGUAUAAACCACUCCAUGUACAGAAAGAUGCGGAGGAGGAGAUGGACCCACUUAUGAUGGAUGAGGAAAUAUCUGUGGUGGAUGGUGAUGAAGCAACACCUGUGCCUAGUGGCAUGUUAUGGCCGCCUGGAUCUGCACUAACUGCCCGCCUUCGCCGGCUUAUCACUGCGUACCAGCGCAGCUAUAAGCGAGAACUGCUGAAGAUUGAAGCUGCUGAACGAGGUGACAAGCGAAAGAAACGCUGCGAGGCAGCUUUCAAACUUAAGGAAAUUGCACUUCGGGAAAAACAGCAGAGGUGGACACGCCGAGAGGUUUGUGACUUUUUCCGUGUUCUUUCCAGCUUUGGGGUUGAGUAUGAUCCUGACACACAGCUUUAUGACUGGCACAGAUUCCGUAGUCUGGCUAGGCUGGAUAAGAAAACCGAUGAGUCACUACUUAAAUAUUUUUAUGGUUUUGUGGCAAUGUGUCGGCAAGUGUGUCGUUUACCACCAGUCGCAGGAGAUGAGUCUCCAGAUCCAUCCUUGUUCAUUGAACCUAUUUCAGAGGAACGAGCAUCAAGAGCUUUGUUCCGCCUUGACCUCCUGCGUAGGGUGCGUGAGCAGGUCCUGUGUCAUCCUUUGCUUCCUGCACGUUUGUCUUUGUGUCGGCCGGACCCCGAAUUACCUGAGUGGUGGGAGAGUGGCCGUCAUGAUAGGGAGCUUCUUGAAGGGGCAGCUCGAUAUGGACUAAGCCGCACAGACCUUACACUUCUGCCUGACCCUUCAUUUUCUUUCCUAAGAUGUCGACUCAGCUAUCUCCAAUCUAGGGGCAUGUCUAAUCCCUCCCGCCCAUCCACUCCCUCCACUGUACCACCUUUAGCUACCACAGAACUUCAAGCCCCUCAUAUUCUUUCACUCUCUUCAUCUGUCAGUUCCUCUCCAGCUCCACGACGGUCUUCUUGCUCCUCAUCGUCCUCUUCAUCCAACCUCGAUGAUUCUUCUGAUGAGAGCAAUGGGAGCAAAGCAGCUAAUCGAAAUGCAGGUUUACCACACACUCGGUUAUUUGGUGAGGAAAAUCGAUUGUCCGUCACAGACUCUCCAGCAGACCUGAAAUCAGAGGACAGUGCUCAAGCAGUCCUGGAAAAUCCACAGAGUGCAGACUGGCCGAAGGAUCGGGUUCUGAUCUGCCGAAUUGAGCAAGUCUGCAAUGCAGUGUUAACUGGCAAAUGGGGCUUACCAAGAAGAAUUUUAGAUCCACCAAGUGACAGCCCUGACAGCAUGUCGCCAACCCCUGAGGAACAAAGCCCUGCCACCUUCACACACAGACCUUCACACAGAGCCCAUGAUCCAAAGGAAUUUACAGUCCAAAUCAGAAGUGAGGAAGGACUAAAGAUAAAAUUUCAAAAACAUAAACUUCUAGGUAACGGAGCAGUGGAAUCGGUACAACAUGUACAUAAGAAGAAGAGUAAAAAGAAAUUGGCCCAGAUGGAUUUAGAUAUGGAUGCUCGAAUUCCAGUUGUGAAUCAGAGGGAUGGCACUGUACUACUUGGGGAGGAAGCCCCUAGGCGCUGCCAACUACAUGAGUGGUUGCACAGGCAUCCUGACUUCAUUGUGGAUCCCCGUUUUCUAGCGUACAUGGAGGACCGGAGGAAACGCAAGAAACACAAGAGUAAAAAAUCCAAAUCCUCUUCAGCAGCACUUGGUAUUAUAGGCACUAUGCACACCUCCCACCAUCACAAUGGGAAAAAGUCUUCACUCACAGAGAAUACAUUUGACGUUCAACACCUGCCCACAGCAGCCAAGAAGAGAAAGAAACGUCCUCCCUCCAAGCUUAUAUUGCCAUCUGCACUGCAUGGUGCUGGUGACACUUCUCAUUCCUUCUCUCGGGACCCUAAGCCAGAACCCAGUGCUAAUCCUCUGCGGGCCAUGUAUGGAGCAGCAGGAGAGGGAAUUCUGCAUCAGUCUGGACAUUCUGGUCUGGCAAUACCUCGUUAUCACCCUCUGCACACAUCUUCUGCAAGCAGAAUUCAAGGACCUGCUUUUGGUGAUGAUUUAUCGAGUUAUGAGCCCCAACAGCAACACUUCUCUCUGCUUGAUGACCCCAUGAUGCCAGCAAACUCUUCCUCCAGUGGCGAUGAAUUGGACAGACCUUGAUAGGACCCUCCCCCUAGUGGGAAUCGUGAACAACCCACAAAGAUGCAGGGCCAAACCCUCUCUAUAGAGACAUUGUUCCGCCUUGUCACGAGUAGCCUGUUUUUUGUUUUUUUUUCUCUCCCACCCCUUUUCAGGACUCCAUGGCUAAUUCAAUGUCUGCGUCCCAGGAUCCUUUGCGGCAGGAUACACGCAGGAUCAUAAAGGACAAAUGAAUGAGGCUUUGACUUUUUUUUUCUUUUUUUUUUUUAAAUUAAUAUUAUUAACUCUAUUGCUGGAAGGGGCCUUGCACCACACUUUAUUGCAAAACAGGUUCUGGAAUAUUAUGAAGUCUUACAGUGCAAUAAGGCACUUCAGGAUCUGGGUGACAAGGUCCCUAUUCCAUUUGGGGUUCUCCACUAUUCACCCAAACCUGAUGUGCAUCAAUCCCAUAGGUCACUGGUAUAGGAAUUACAUGACUUGGAUACGUUGCAGUAAGGUUACUGCAGCUUUACUAUUCUGCACAGGGCAUA
This is a messenger RNA of Nanorana parkeri, 7846 nucleotides long. RefSeq names its product chromodomain helicase DNA binding protein 8 (gene CHD8). Gene Ontology annotation, biological process: chromatin remodeling. NCBI's taxonomy places the organism in Eukaryota, Metazoa, Chordata, Amphibia, Anura, Dicroglossidae. The record is from RefSeq and is a predicted model, not a curated record. The coding region runs from base 282 to 7337 and encodes 2351 amino acids. Gene Ontology annotation, molecular function: protein binding; ATP-dependent chromatin remodeler activity; ATP binding. The transcript is spliced from 38 exons.